AACAUCCCCAGAAAAAUGACCUCGCAGGAGUUCGUGACCAAUCUCAUGGAGCUUAAUCACGGUGCUAACGGGUACUGUCGUGAGGAACUCCGACGUCUCUACACCGCCAUUAAGCAGGAUCCACUCAGGUGGCCGCAGUAA
Molecule: messenger RNA, 141 nt
Organism: Dibothriocephalus latus
Lineage: Eukaryota; Metazoa; Platyhelminthes; Cestoda; Diphyllobothriidea; Diphyllobothriidae
Source: the annotation of a GenBank genome assembly